Messenger RNA from Styela clava, 2100 nucleotides. RefSeq lists its product as uncharacterized. Lineage: Eukaryota; Metazoa; Chordata; Ascidiacea; Stolidobranchia; Styelidae. The record is from RefSeq and is a predicted model, not a curated record.
GGCAUAUGCAUAAAAAGUUAAGCUCUUUAAUAAUGUAGACUUGACAAUGUUUCGUUAUGAUAAUGCUGCUGACGGUGGUAUUGGAGGCAGUGGCGGAGGGGGAGUGUCGUCACGAAAAGCUCAUCCUAUUUUCAAGACAAAGUCUGCUAGCGAUGGAGGUUCGACAAGCAAUUCCUACAAUGGUUCCGGAUUUUGGAAUCUCUUUGUUUGUAGUAUUAAUUUGAACAACAGUGAUCCUAGAUUUCGACCUCCCAUUUGUUGCGUCAUUGUGGGAACAGUUGUCAUAGCAAUUGGAAUCGUCGCCUUAUCCUUCAGGGAGUAUACGGUUGUAUUAACUUCUGGCGCAGUUGUUACUGUCUUGGGAGCUGCAAUUGUUAUUAUUUCUUUCGUAUGGUUGUUUAUCACAAGACAAAAAAUAUUGAAGGCUUUACCUCUGAAAGCUGCCACUAUAUCCAGGACUUGUCCAGAGCAUGGUGUUUUAGACGAUUGUUAUUUAACUAAGCAAAAACUGCCACCGGACCCUAUUAUGUCACGCGGCUUAGUGAGUAUAUAUUAUAGAAGUUGUGAAGAUACCAUACCGGGUUUUAAAAAAAAUAUUCCGGGCACAAAAUCAGUGCGAGUUCCGCCAACUGAAGGUUUUACACCCGUAGAAUCGACUUGUUUUCAGUUGAUAUCAGGAAAAGUGGACAAAACAUCGGGUACAAUUCAUCGUGCUCCUGACUUGAUAUCAGGAGACGAGUCACAGGGUGAAGAAAAAUAUAUAGCACCGAGACGGGCUUCAACUGAAAAUGGAGGAAGGACAUUGCCUGCUACACCAAGAUUAAACUCAAAUAUUGAAAAUGAGAUGAAAAAACAACUUGAUGAAAUUACACAUACUCGCCACGUACCGAAACAAAAUUCUGAACCAAACUCUUACCAGCCAGAACCGCAUCGGGGUUCUAAUUAUGAUCAGUCCAGGCAAAGAAAACGGUCAGACGAGAGGGGGAAUAUACCUUCUAGAAAUUAUAAGGACCAAAUAAUAACGGUAGAACAAAAUUCACAAGAAAACAACCGUAAAUUCAAAGACCACGGUCGAAUGUCAACUUCGCAUGCAAAUGUUUAUAGGACUGACUUUCAACCAAAUAAACGACAUCGAUAGAUCAAACGUUUUAUUUGAUCAAAGUAAUUUAGCUCCAAGCGAUACCCUAUUAAUUUCAUUUCUUGUUGAUAUAUAAUUUAAAAAGUUCCUAUGGGCAAAUGCUAUAGGCACGGUCUGUCACCAGUAAUUAUAAUAUUACUGUGGAAAUGUAUGCUCUUUUACCAAAAAUAGUAGCAAUAUAUUCCAAUUGACUAUUCCUAUUAAAAAUACGGAGAACUGUUUAUUGUAUUUCACGUUUUUUACUAACAGUAACGAGUUUAUAGAUCAGUUACUUCGACGAAAGACUUGCCGUUUGAAGUUCGUCAGUAAGAAUUAAGACUUGUCUAUUGUUUGCAGGUCAACCGUUUACAGCCAGACUCUCUGUGCCAAAAGAACAACUGUUUAGUCAACCUUAGACAAUAAAAUAUGUAAUGUUAUUCCAGCGACACUAGACUCUGCCGUAUUACUUGAUGUAUAAAUAACAUUGCAUUGCACCCAUUCAACUUGAUCUUUGUAAUAUGAUGAACUCCGCACAAAUAAACCGAUCUUGUUAUAGAGGCGAGUAACAGGUCAUAAUUCAUUAGUCCUGAAAUUGGGAAAUUCUGCAUUUUUAGGCGUACAGGAUGGAACAACAAGAUGGAAUAUGAUAUAGAGAAAAUGGCUUGAUUAACCCGUUUUAUUAAUUUCUGUGUGAGCGCAUCAAUUUUGAGAGUUUAAAGACUCAAGAAUCGCGUUAAUAUUGAAGACUGAAAAAAAUAUCCGGUUUGGGAAAUGAAUAGAAUAACUCUGUGAAAUCUAACGACAUUUUUAUUUAUCAUUUUUUUUAUCACGUUGUACAUUUUUCAUUUUUAUUAGUUUUGAAACCUAAUCUUUUCGACGUAUAAAAUACGUUUGGAUUACAUUCUUAUUUAAAUAUAUUUUUAAUGUCAUAAAUGUCAAUAAUAAUAAUAAUAAACUGAAAUAAACAAUAUAUACAUCUCUAU